CACAUGUCAGAUCAGGGAGCUCUGGAAAUAAAUAAUCACUACUGUAGUUAGUUUCUAUUUUUAAGUUUACUCCAGGUAGAGCUGCAUGGAAGGAAGGGAGAUAGCAUUCUUGUCACCAUUUCACUAACCUAUGACAUUUUCAUAGGAAGUAGCUAGGAUCAGGAGGAAGAGAAAGGCAGGUGUUUAUACUGGUUUAAAUUUAGGGCAUACAAAAGAGAGUUGCUGGGGGUGCUACAAAGUGGAAUAAGAGCUUUUUUUUCUGAGAGUCAGCUCCCAGGCCAAACUUUCUGCUAGUAUAAUACUCUGCUCUGUCUUGCUAGUAUUUUCACAUACCUGGUUAUUUACAAACUGGGGGGAAAAAUCAAAAGAAGUCUUAAAGUACUCUGAAAAGGGACACUAAAAAUGCUUAGUGAAGUUCCAUGUUUUCAGAGUCCCAUUCAUGUCUCGACCAAACUUUGUUGAAUUUUUUUUAUUUGUAAACAAUGAGAUGGGUUUUUUUUUUUUUUAAAUGCUAGUCUGUAAACUCCUUCUGAUCUGGAAGACAAGCUGGGUUCUACUCUAUACUUCUAGAACAAAAAAUGUUAAUGCAAGUGCAAAGUGCAAAGAACUCACUCAGUCAUGCAAUUCCAGAAGUUAAGGUUUCUCCUGCAGUGCUGACUCAAUCAUUUUAUAUAUCAUAGGGAUAUUGAUAUCUUAAUAAUCUAGGCAAUAAUAUAUUAAAGUUUACAUUUCACAAGAAAAAUAUGAAAAGGAAAUUGUAAAUACAUGCAUUAAGGCUCUGCUGAAGUUGUGACAAAAUGUAACUUUAGGACCUUCCUGUGCCUGAUUAUCCUCCAGUCAAACCGGUGCAAAUCAGGAAGUUAGUACGGGUGCCCAGCUAACAAACCAGUGCAAGUCAGAGGAGGAUCAAGUCUCUGACUUUAAGGUGCUUGAUUUCUCAGUGAUGGUGAUCAUGGCAGGGACCGUGAUGCUGGCUUAUUACUUCGAGUACACGGACACCUUCACGGUCAACGUGCAGGGCUUCUUCUGCUACGAGGGCUCCUACCGCAAGCCCUACCCGGGCCCGGAGGACCGCAGCGCCGUGCCCCCGGCGCUCCUCUACGCGCUGGCCGCAGGGGUCCCGGUGCUGGUGAUAAUCAUUGGAGAAACUGCAGUGUUUUGUCUACAGCUAGCUACAAGGGAUUUUGAAAACCAAGAAAAAACCAUAUUAACUGGAGACUGUUGUUAUAUAAAUCCACUGGUGCGCAGAACCAUCCGAUUCCUUGGAAUCUAUGCAUUUGGACUGUUUGCUACAGAUAUCUUUGUAAAUGCUGGACAAGUAGUAACAGGGAAUCUUGCACCACAUUUUCUUGCACUUUGUAAACCCAACUAUACAGCACUUGGAUGUCAACAGUUCACACAGUUCAUCAGUGGUGCACAUGCCUGUACUGGAAACCCAGAUCUUAUUAUGAGAGCCAGAAAAACAUUUCCAUCCAAAGAAGCAGCUCUUAGUAUAUAUGCAGCUACGUAUCUGACUAUGUAUAUUACCAACACAAUAAAAGCCAGAGGAACAAGGCUUGCAAAACCUGUUCUGUGCUUAGGCUUAAUGUGUUUGGCAUUUCUUACUGGUAUCAACAGAGUAGCCGAGUAUCGAAAUCACUGGUCAGAUGUGAUAGCAGGAUUUAUAAUUGGAAUAUCAAUAGCAGUGUUUUUGGUUGUAUGUGUGGUAAAUAAUUUUAGAGGAAGACAACCAGAACAUGAAAAUUCUCAUAUGGAUAAUCUGGCCCAGAUGCCAAUGAUCAGCAUCCCUCGAGUAGAAAGUCCUUUAGAAAAGAACCAUAUCACGGCCUUUGCAGAAGUCACAUGAUGAUGAAGCUGCCGUGUAUUCACUACACUGGACAUCAUCUCUUUUCACAGUCCACUCAUAAUAACUGAAGCGUAUUGAAAAUAAGAGAGUAAAAAUUGUCUGAUUUAUAACUUGAUUUUUAUGACAUUAAAACUACAUCAAUAUUUGAAAACUGCUUCUUAAAUAUUAAAAGUUCAAUUUACUUUCCAACAAAAGCAUUGCACCAUUAUUUAUGUAUUUAUUUAUGGGGUGGGGAGUGGGAAGGAACCUGAACACUAGUCAUGUUUGUAUGACAAUGCCCUCUCUAGCCUUUUUUUGGCUAUUUAUCAUUUUAAUUAUUCAUAUAUCUAUUCAGCAGUACAUUUUCUGAUUGAUUUGGAUUUUUAAAAUCUGAGUUUUUAAUUCAGCAUGACAUUGUUUCCAUUUGAGCAGAUUUCAGUGUAUGACAUUUUUUAAAAAAUUAUGUUCUGUACUAAAAUGCUGUUUGCUCAUUAUAUUAUGCUGUAUUUCACUUAAGAUAUCAUUCAUACCAUAUGUUACAUGUAAGACUGGUGCUUCUGCUUUUGAAGAGAAAAAAUGCCAAUUUUUACUGUAAUAAGUAUUGUAUCAUAAUUAAAAGUUUAUUUGGAUAUUUUCCUGA
Messenger RNA from Mauremys reevesii (Reeves's turtle), 2465 nucleotides. RefSeq names its product phospholipid phosphatase related 5 (gene PLPPR5). The transcript is spliced from 7 exons. Bases 944 to 1846 code for a protein of 300 amino acids. Gene Ontology annotation, biological process: phospholipid metabolic process; phospholipid dephosphorylation; signal transduction. Gene Ontology annotation, molecular function: phosphatidate phosphatase activity. Lineage: Eukaryota; Metazoa; Chordata; Testudines; Geoemydidae. The record is from RefSeq and is a predicted model, not a curated record.